Molecule: messenger RNA, 915 nt
Organism: Fusarium vanettenii 77-13-4
Lineage: Eukaryota; Fungi; Ascomycota; Sordariomycetes; Hypocreales; Nectriaceae
Exons: 1
Coding region: 1-915 (304 amino acids)
Source: RefSeq, a predicted model, not a curated record
AUGCCCGAACUGAGAGCAAUCAGCAAGGUCUUCACUGCCCUCGAACAAGCCGAGGGGGCUGGCGCCAGAGUUCGGCGCUCCAUCGGCAGCACAUAUCAACGCAACUUUUCACCAUUCCUCAUGCUUGAUCACAUGAACGGAAGUAGUGGUGCAGGCUUCCCAGAUCAUCCCCACCGAGGACAAGAAACGGUAUCCUAUAUCCUCAAAGGGUCCGUCGAACAUGAAGACUUUGCUGGGAAUAAGGGCGUCCUCAAUGCUGGCGACUUGCAAUUUAUGACCGCAGGAAGAGGCAUUAUGCAUUCUGAGCAGCCGCUGCCUGAUCCUGAGGGAAACCCAGGAGCUGGCUUCCAGCUGUGGGUCGACCUUCCAAAGCACCUGAAGAUGUGUGAGCCCCGAUAUCGAGAUCUGAGGGCCAACGAAAUCCCACGCGCCCAUCUUGAUGACGGCAGGGUCCUUAUCAAGGUCAUUUCAGGCAAAUCUGGCAAUAUUAAUAGCGCCAAAAACUUGGCAUAUACGCCUGUGUGGUAUCUAGAUGUCGAGAUUCAACCGGGCGGCGCUUUGGUUCAGCCCCUACCCCAAGGCUGGAAUGCUUUCUCUUACGUUUUCGAGGGCUCUGCCGACUUUGCAUCUCCAACCGGUGUCUUAACCAAGGUUGAGCAGUACGGCACGGUGAUAUACGAAACCGGAGGAGAUGUCAUUUCUAUUCAGGUUGCCGAGAACGCAGGCCGCAGCGUUCGUCUUCUUAUUAUCGCUGGCCAGAUUCUAGACCAACCGAUUGUUCAACAUGGACCUUUUGUCUCAACUAGCGCCGAAGGAAUCCAGCAAGCUUUUGAAGACUUUUACGGGAGCAAAAACGGGUUUGAGAGAGCGAAGGGAUGGCGAAGUGAGAAUAUGAGGCGCAGGAUGAGUAUCUAG